AAAAUCGUGAGUUCCACAACGUAAAACCACUCAUCAUUCACGUGGGCGACGCGAGUCGUGGCUCACGAGGGAUGACAUGAUUCGUGACAACUUGUCCCGAUUGUAGCUCGUCGGACAAGCUGUAAUCGGGUCUCAUGCUUGAAUCAGCACUGGCUGUCGGCUGAUCAUGCCUACAUUUCGUCUCAGCGGAAGAUUUUGCUUCAGUCUCUUGGUAUGUUUUCAUGAUCAUGUUUCAACGACAACUCUGUGUAACUUAGCAGGAGACUCACACUGCUGCAGUCCAACUGCUGCGAAUGCGAACAUGCAUGCAACUGUUGACUAAGCGUUACUGCUGGUGACCACCGCUUUGACUUCCUGUUCACAAUGGAACCAUGCAUGUAUCUGGAAAUGGGAUUGUCAACAAGCUUAUUUGUUCACUUAAACAGUUUUUUAAAUUGGGGGCGGUCGAGUUGUUCGGCUUUGCGUGAAAAACUUUUACGCGUUGCCGCGAGGAUUUGUCAGCAUGAUUCAGCUGUGGCUGAUCCACAGAUCGCCCUUCCUCUUCAACCACGAAUCAAUCUGUCGGGUUUGUAAGAUUUCUUGCCAGCGACCGACCUCGUAAAUCGGUAUCGCCACUUGUACUUUUGAAGCGACCAGCUUCAACCUUCUCUCCAAUUAAUCAUGACCGAUUCACCUCUUCGAUGGGGAUUUCUUGGCUGCGGUCGAAUCUCCCACGCUUUCGCUGGAGCCAUCAAGGACUUGGAUACCGUGACGUUGCAAGCCUGCGCAGCCAGAUCGCUGGCAAACGCGCAAAAGUUCGCCAGCGAACACGGUGUUGCUCGUACCUACGACUCGUACGAGGCGCUAUGCUCAGACCCGGAAGUUGACGUCGUGUACAUCGGAACUCUUCACCCGUGGCAUUGCGAACACGCAACGUUGGCUCUAAACCAUGGCAAGCACGUUCUCGUCGAGAAGCCAAUGGCAAUGAACGCGAAGCAGUCAGCUUCGCUCAUUGCAUUGGCUCGAGAGAAGAAACUUUUCCUCAUGGAAGGCAUGUGGACGCGAUUCUUCCCGAGCAUUCGGUUCGUUCGUAAACUACUGGAUGACAACGAGAUUGGGGAAGUUCGCCACGUUCACGCCGAGAUCGGGUACCCGUUCCCCAAGGACGAAGCUCGUCUGUGGAAUAAUGAACUGGGAGGAGGCGGUCUGCUUGACAUCGGCAUUUACCCUCUUGCCUUUGCGACGAUGGUGUUUGGCACGGAGCCUGAGAAGGUCACGUCGGCUGGUACACUCAACGAUGGCGGUGUGGACGUUCACAACUCAGUGACGCUGCGUUACAGCGCCAAUCGCUUCGCCACGAUCGAGUAUUCGAUGCUGGUUCAACUCAGUGAGACCGUCACGAUCUCUGGAACUACUGGCCGUAUCCUCAUCCACACGCCAGCUCAUGUUGCUUCGGAAGUGUCCAUCAUUCGCAGCUCUGGACCAGGAAAAGAAGAAUCGACGACGACGAAGUUUCCGUGGCCCAAGGCAGACGACGGGUACUCUUGUUUCCUCCACGAGGGCGAAGCAGUGACGAAUGCUAUUCAGUCUAAGCAACUCGAAGCCAAAGAGUACUCGCUCGAUGAAUCGCUCGGGAUCAUGACCAUUAUGGACAAGAUCCGCAAGGACAUUGACCUUGUUUACCCUGCAGACGCCUAGGAAACAUUUUUGCAAGUUGCAAUUUCGUAGCGCAAUACUUCAACCACAAAACAUUCCAAGUGGAAAUGAUACCUGAUUAC
Molecule: messenger RNA, 1757 nt
Organism: Phytophthora nicotianae INRA-310
Lineage: Eukaryota; Oomycota; Peronosporomycetes; Peronosporales; Peronosporaceae
Exons: 2
Coding region: 661-1677 (338 amino acids)
Molecular function (GO): nucleotide binding
Source: RefSeq, a predicted model, not a curated record